CGGUACGAGGGCGGGUGCAACCGCGGGUCCUUCCACAGGGCCUACAAUUGGAUUGUGGAGAAUGGCGGCCUCACCACGGCAGCGGAGUACCCGUACACGGCGGCGAGGGGCGCCUGCAACCGCGCCAAGUCCGCCCAUCACGUCGUCAAGAUCCUCGGAGGCGGCGUGAUCCCGCCUAGGAACGAGCCCGAAAUGCAGGUCGCCGUCGCCGGGCAGCCCGUCGGUGUGGCCAUCGAGGUCGGCAGCGGCAUGCAGUUCUACAAGGGCGGCGUCUACUCGGGCCCCUGCGGGACAAAUCUUGCUCACGCCGUCACCAUCGUCGGUUACGGCGUCGACGCCCCUACUGGGGCCAAGUACUGGCUCGUCAAGAACUCAUGGGGGCAGACAUGGGGUGAGAGCGGCUACAUCCGCAUGCGUCGCGACGUCGGCGGCCCGGGGCUCUGCGGCAUCGCGCUCGACGUUGUCUACCCAAAAAUGGCGAAAGCGUGA
This is a messenger RNA of Triticum urartu, 489 nucleotides long. NCBI's taxonomy places the organism in Eukaryota, Viridiplantae, Streptophyta, Magnoliopsida, Poales, Poaceae. The record is from RefSeq and is a predicted model, not a curated record.